Cutaneotrichosporon oleaginosum is the source of this 1521-nucleotide messenger RNA. RefSeq lists its product as uncharacterized. Gene Ontology annotation, biological process: fatty-acyl-CoA biosynthetic process; fatty acid beta-oxidation using acyl-CoA dehydrogenase. The record is from RefSeq and is a predicted model, not a curated record. Gene Ontology annotation, molecular function: flavin adenine dinucleotide binding; fatty-acyl-CoA binding; glutaryl-CoA dehydrogenase activity. Lineage: Eukaryota; Fungi; Basidiomycota; Tremellomycetes; Trichosporonales; Trichosporonaceae. Gene Ontology annotation, cellular component: mitochondrial inner membrane.
GUCACAAUCUAUAUAGCCCACUUCCGCACCUUUACUCUCUCUCUCUCUCUCUCUCUCUCUCGCUCUCGCCUCUCAUCCUCUCCUCUCCUCUCUAAACUUCUCCAGCCAUGUCUGCCCUCGCUGCUCUCCGUCCCCUCGCCCGCGCUUCGGUCGCCCGCACCGCUGCCGUCCGCACCAUGGCCUCCUCGUCCAAGUUCGCGACUUACAACUGGGAGGACCCUCUCAACAUGAACUCGCUCCUUACCGACGAGGAGCUCGCCAUCCAGGAGACUGCCCGCAAUUACGCGCAGGCUGAGCUUCUCCCCCGUGUCACUGAGGCCUACCGCAACGAGACCUUUGACAAGGACAUCAUGACUGGCAUGGGCGAGCUCGGCCUCCUCGGCCCUACCAUCCAGGGCUACGGGUGUGCCGGUGUCUCCAACGUCGCCUACGGCCUCAUCGCGCGUGAGGUCGAGCGCGUCGACUCGGGCUACCGCUCCAUGAUGUCGGUGCAGUCAUCGCUCGUCAUGCACCCCAUCAACGAGUUCGGUACAGAGGCUCAGAAGGAAAAGUACCUGCCCAAGCUCGCUAAGGGCGAGUGGGUCGGCGCCUUCGGCCUCACCGAGCCCAACCACGGCUCGGACCCCGCGGGCAUGGAGACCACCGCGACCAAGACCAAGGAUGGGUGGGUUCUCAACGGCUCCAAGACCUGGAUCUCCAACGCGCCCGCCGCAGACGUCUUUGUCGUUUGGGCUCGUGAGGUCGUGGACGGGCAGAAGGGCAAGAUCCGUGGCUUCGUCCUUGAGAAGGGCGCUGAGGGUCUCUCGGCUCCCAAGAUCGCGCACAAGCUUGCCCUCCGCGCCUCGGUCACCGGCUCCAUCUUUAUGGACAACGUUCAGCUCGGUGAGGACGCCCUUCUCCCCAAGUCUGGCGGUCUCGGCUCGCCUUUCUCGUGCCUCAACUCGGCCCGCUUCGGCAUCUCGUGGGGUGUGAUGGGUGCGCUUGAGGACUCGAUCGCCCGUGCUCGCGACUACGCUCUCGAGCGCAAGCAGUUCGGCCGUCCCCUCGCCUCGUUCCAGCUUGUCCAGAAGAAGCUGGUCGACGCCCACGCCACCGCCACCCUCGGCCUCCUCGGCGCGCUCCAGCUUGGUCGCCUCAAGGACCAGGACGGCCAGUGGUGCCCCGACAUGAUUUCGCUCAUGAAGCGCAACAACUGCGGCAACGCGCUGCAGCAGGUCCGUGUCCUCCUCGACAUCUUCGGCGGCAACGCCUGCUCGGACGAGUACCACGUCGGCCGCCACGAGGCCAACCUGCAGGUGACCAACACUUACGAGGGUACCUAUGACAUCCACGGCCUUAUUCUCGGCAAGGCUAUGACUGGCAUCGCUGCCUUUGCCAACUAGACUAGACUGCUGUGUCGUUUUGUGUCUCUCGUCCCUCCAUCUCAUUAGUUGUGUCUAGCACUUGGGCUGUGGGUCAUGUAUAAGUAUUGCUGCGUUUGUUCGAGGUGCAGUAGAUUGUUGCGUAUGCGAUCAACUCGAC